Messenger RNA from Brassica rapa (field mustard), 6087 nucleotides. RefSeq lists its product as uncharacterized. Lineage: Eukaryota; Viridiplantae; Streptophyta; Magnoliopsida; Brassicales; Brassicaceae. The record is from RefSeq and is a predicted model, not a curated record.
UUCAGUUCAGAUUGGUUUUUUUUUACUCUUAAGGUCAACUAUUUAUGUAACUUAAAUUAUUGUUUUUGUCCUGGUGAUAGUUGGGAUCAGGCUAAGGUUAAGUCGUUGACUUGUUGUGAAGUAUACAUAUCAAACUGCACCAUCUUAGUCUCUUGUGCUAAUAACCAUUUCUUCCUUCAAAAUGGCCAGCUCAAUCCUCUACUUUUCCUUUGUUUUAAUUCUCCCUUUUGUCUGUUCAAUUCACUUUGACAUAACUCGUUUCAACCAAAACAGUCCUGAAAUAUCAUACCAAGGAGAUGCAAGAGCAAACGGAGAUUGCCGUUCCGGUUGGGCUACUUAUGAUAAAGAGGAUUCCGGUAUUACAAAGAUCUUGUAAUAGCUGCUAACAACUUCUCAGAUGUUAGGAAGCUAGGGGAAGGUGGGUUUGGAGCGGUGUAUAAAGGGUACUGAAACGGCUUAGAUAUGAUGGUUGCUAUAAAGAAGUUUGCGCGAGGGUCUAAGCAAGGGAGGAGAGAGUUCAUAACGGAAGUAAAGAUAAUUUAGCAGCUUGAGACAUCGAUACCUUGUUCAACUCAUUGGUUGAUGUCAUGAAAAAGAUGAAUUUCUAAUGGUAUACGAGCUCAUGCAAAGAAUCUGAUGUUUAUAGCUUUGGAAUUGUUACAUUAGAGAUUGUUACUGGAAGAAAAUCUGUUGAUCCGAGACAAGGAAGAGUUGAGCCUGAGACGAGCCGUGUAGAGAAACUGAGAAAGUGUGGGAGUUGUAUGGUAAAGGGGAAGUGAUCACAGUUGUGGAUGAGAAGCUCAGGGUUGAUGGUUUUGAUGAGAAGCAAGGAAGUGUCUUAUGGUUGUAGGGCUAUGGUGAUAGGAAAGCUCAUAUCACUCUGUAAAGUGAUAGGAAAGCUCAUAAAAUCUAUAAAAAUUAUCUCUGUUUAAUUUAGAAUUUUUUUUUAUUUGUUUCAUGUUUAAUCUCAACGAAACACCAACAAGAAAUAUACUUUUUCUUAUUUAUUUAUUCAAUUUUAAAAAUUAUAGGUUAUUUUUUUUUCUUUUCCAAAUUAUUUACACAAGAUCUUCUUACAUUUGAAUUUAAUUUAUAAUUAGUUUUUGUCAUAUUUAGUGGUAUGAAUGUUAAUGGUUAACAUCUUAUAUUUUGAUUAUUUAUGAUAUAUGCAAAAAACGGAUAUUUGUUAAGUCUUUUUUUCAUACGAAUAUUGGUUUUCUGAUUUUUUUUAGAAAAUUAGAAAGUAAUUUCAUAAACUGAUGAAUAUGAUUUAUAGUAAAAAAUUAAAGAAGAUCAUCUAAGCAUGAAUCAUUUUUAUUUUAUAAUUAUAUUUUAUUGUUUUAUAUCAUUUGAAAUUAUAUAAUAAUUAUUAUCAACAUAUGUAUAUUUAAUAAUACAUUUAAAACUAGCCUUAGGUCCCAAGAAGGCUCGCACGGCACUGCAGUGAUAAUAAUGUAACACGACUAAUAAUUAGUUAUCAAUCUGUAAAUUUAACCAUUCUGGCAGGAAUGGUUUGGCACGGUCCUGCAUGCAUGAGGAUGUUUUUCACGGUAGUAAUAUCUUUUUUUUUGGUGUUGAAAGAGAUUUGAGGACAUUAUAGAAGUGAUACACAUAGGCGGAUCGGAUGGAAAUGAACAAACGCUGUAUGCAACGAUGGAGUUGAAUUCUCCCGCCAUGAUUCCAGGUAUCCUAACCGAAGGGGUCUACGGGACCAAAUACACCAUCAAUGGAAAACAUGUAUGGGCUCGAAAAUUCAUUCCCAGUCACAAAUCCUACAACAAUAAUCUUCUUUCCCAUUCAUAUGGAAACCUCUUCUAGUUACAUAUGUUUUUCUUGUUUUUUUUUUUUUUACCUUAAGAAGUUGUGAAGGGCAUGUGCCCAUUUCUACAAAUUUGAGACCUAUUUUUAUUAUGGAGGGGGUUAGGGGGAUUUUCAUUGGUGAUUGACAUGUGGUUGCAUCUCUGAACUAUUUUGCAUGGACCAAGUUGGUCACUUUUCAUACAUCUUUCACUUUAUGUCUAUGCUAUGCUAAUCUUCCUUGGGCAUUAUGGGCACUCUUGUCCAAAAGUAACAAAAAAUGAUGUGAAAAAGAUUUUUUUUUAAAAAGUUAACGAUUUAUUUCCACACAAUAACUAUCAUAUCUUAACAAAUUCACACAAACUUUCAUUCUCGUAAUAAUUGAACACAAUUUAACUAUCUCAACCUAUUACCCCCCCCCCCCCUCUCCCAAUUCGAAAGAUCAAAACCUGAAUCCACAUGAAAUUUAAUGUCCGAUUUAAAACCGACACAAAGCGGUUACUGUUGGUUAACUAGCUUUUCAUUAAAAAGUUAACCAAUAGUUAACCUAAUUUAACCCAAAUUACCCGAUUAGAAAGGUUUAACCGGCAUAAAUGGACCAACAAACCUGAAUCUAGAACUAAAUCCUAUAACCCAACCCAAAAACCCGACAUAUUUAACCCUAAAAAUAAUAACCCAGAUCUGAAAAACUUGUUAACUCAAUAGGUUCUAAUUUCAAAAUCGUAAAUGAAAGUGAAGUUUGAGAGAAGAUUGAAGUCAAAGAGAAAAAAUUAAAGGCACCAUAGAUACAAUAUACUUAUCUGUAAUAUUCGUUAAAAAAGAGAUCUAUAUUUGCAGAGAAGCUGCGGAGAAGAUGAAGUUUUACUAACAGAUACGUAGGCUAGUAGUUAUAUGGGACUAUAUAUAUUAACUUUGUACGACAAAGAUGCAAUAGUCUGGUGGCUGGUGCCUUAUUAAAAAGGGAAGCUGUCACAAGUUCGAACCUACGUAUAUAGAUCUAUCACUAAUGUAAAAAAUCUUGUUCAAAACAUAACUAAAUAAAAAUAAAACAGUCACCAAUUAUACCCUAAAAAAUAAAAGCAAUAUUUUCUAAAAAAUCUUAAUAAAUUUGGAUGAUAUAGUUUAUUACUGUAUUUGAUAAAAGUUUUGAUAAGUACGUAUAUUUUUAAAUAGUAACGAUCUAUAUUAAAUUGGUAUGUUAUCUAGCUAAUUAGAAAACAAAAUUUACAUUGUUUUUCUUUCUCAUUUCUAAAUCAAUAGAUUUAAAAUAAAAAAAUUGGAUGAUAUAUCUUAAUUGAUAAUUUUUUGAUAAGUACGUAUAUUUUUAAAUAGUAAUGAUCUAUAUUAAAUUGGUAUGUUAUCUAGCUAAUUUUAGAAAACAAAAUUUACAUGGAUUCGCUUUCGCAUUUCUAAAUCAAUAGAUUUUAAAGAAAAAUUUGGAUGAUAUAGUUUCUUUGAUAAAAUUUUUGAUAAGUACGUAUAUUUUUAAAUACUAAUGAUCUAUAUUAAAUUGGUAUGUUAUCUAGCUAAUUUAAGAAAAUAAAGUUUACAUCAUUUCACUUUCGUAUUUUUAAGUCAAUAAAAAAUUUGGAUGAUAUAAGUUUAUUUGAUAAAAGUUUUGAUAAGUAUGUAUAUUUUUAAAUAGUAACGAUCUAUAUAAAAUUGGUAUGUUAUCUAGCUAAUUUUAGAAAACAAAAUUUACAUGGAUUCGCUUUCGCAUUUCUAAAUCAAUAAAUUUUAAAGAAAAAUAGUAAUGUAUUCAAAACAAAAACAAAGUUCUACUCACUUUUGACCGAGAUUGAGCCAGUUAAACAGCUAUCCGAAAAGAAAUACUCAAAAUUUUAUCUAUUGAGUUUGGACCAUAAUUCUGAACAAUUUUAUUUUACUUACUUGUAUAAUAAAAAUAAUUUCAUUAAUUAUUAUUUUUAUUGAUUAGACGAACAUGUUAUUUCUAGUAAAAAUAAUAAAAAAAUAUUUUAAAUGAAAGUAAAAUAAAUAUUUUCACAUAUAUUAAAAAUUAGGACAUUUUUCUAUUGCUAUUUUACUAGCGGGUUUAACCCCAGUAAAAAUAAAAAGUAAUAAAAAAAGGAAACAAGAGGAGAUUUAUAGAAAGUCAAAGAAUGUGUAAAUUCAUGAGAAGACUCUUAGUAAAGAAAAUGAGGAUAUAUACUCACCAUUUCACUAGAUACCACCCAAAGUAAACUCAUAUCCGCUAGUUGUCUAAACAAAAAGAAGAACUAUCUGCAUUCGUGUAAAAGUAAUCAAUGGAUUCUUCAUCGACAAUAUCCAUCACGAGAGAAGAGUUGAAUGCUUUUCACUUGUGUGACAGAGCACUUUUCUCUCGUCUUGUCAUAACUCUAAGACGAGACAUUGGCCAGUCUUAUCAAGUUAUGUGUUUUCUCCUCUAUCUCGAGACGAUUGCUCCUCACCUGAGAAACUUGAUAGCGGAUUUUGCCUCUUUAACGGACGUUUUCGUCAACAUGGUCGCUGACCAAGUCGUGACGUGCAUCAGCUGCUUGUCCUACGACGAUUUUCCAGCAUUCGUGACCCACUUGAGGAGAAACAUCCUCUCCCCAGAGAUACCUUAUAUCACGGAUGUAACAAGAGGGUACCUAACUCUCAUAGUCAUCCACAACAACCGUGAAAACAUUCUCUUUCAUAUGAAGAAGCAUCUGAUGCGUGUAUGCGUCCAAGCUUUUGAGGAUAUAUGUGUGCGUGCUGAGAUGUACAACAAGGAGAUUGAAGAGUGGGAAAAGGCGAUAGCGGAGAUGAGCCAGCUGGGAACUAGCAGUGUUGUUCAAAAUGGUGAAUCAAGUACUAGCCAGUUCUUGAGUCGUCGAGAAAACGCAGAAAAUAGGACUAUCUUCCUCACAUUUUCUAAAGGAUACCCAAUUUCCAAAGCAGAAGUGUUUGCCUACUUCACCAGGAGAUUUGGGGAAAUUGUAGAAGCGAUACACAUGGGUGGAGCGGGAGAGAAUGAACAAACGCUGUAUGCAACGAUGCAGUUAAGUUCUGUCUCCAAAGUUCCAGAGAUUCUAACCGAAGACAGGACCCAAUACAUCAUCAAUGGAAAACAUGUUUGGGCUCGAAAAUUCAUUCCCAGUCACAAAUCCUCCUAGCUCCCAUCAUCUUUCUCCCCAUUCCUAUGGAAACUUUUUCUAGUUUCAUAUGUUUUUCUUGUUUUUUUUUUAAUUUAUCUUAAGGAGUUGCGAAGGGCAUCACAUGCCCAUUUCUACAAAUUUGAGACCUAUUUUUAUUAUUGAGGGGGUGGGGACUUUCAUUGGUGAUUGACAUUUGGUUUUAUCUUUGAACUAUUUUUGCAUGGACUCAAGUUGUUCAUUUUUCAAAGAUCUUAUGGGCACUCUUGUCCAAAAUAAAUAAGCUUUUGGGACCCCAAAAGGCUGUGUUGGUGUGAUAAAAAAGAAACAAAAUUGAUCACUCACGGCUUCAUUUUUCACAUCCCGGAGUAUGUAUAAGGAUCUGACAUCGUUACCUGCCGGCCAUAGUAAUCCAGAGCUAUACUCUGGCCAAGUACACUGCCGAUGGUUCUGAUGCCAUUAAUGUUCAGGAACUUCAACAUGAUGUAGUCCAGUCCUCCUUGCAUCCAGGUGUUCAGAUCUGGAUUCUCUCUUACUUCAUACUCUGCAAUUUUAAAGAAACCAAAGAUAUCAAAGUUACAACACAGCACCAUUAAUAAGUUUUUAGCAGCUCAUCCAAAAAGAGAGUGGAACUGAAUUCACCAUCUUUUCUCAUCUCAGACAGCAAACCAGAAGAAUGCCUCUCCACGACUUUAAGAUACUCAUCAACCUCGUGUUCCCGUACAUUAAACAAGACAAUCGAUCCAUACUGGAAUACCACCAUGUAAAUGCACUCACUCCCACUUAUGCAACCACCAGUACCCUGAAUCAACAACAUCAACCUUUACUGUGAUAAGUAAUCCAGUGAAUCAGUUAAGCAAAAGAUACUAAAAGUGUACUAAUUUCCAGCCAAAAUGAUAGGAAUGCGAGGCCUUCGAUUAAACAAGCCAUCCAAGUGUUGAAUCUUGAAGCACCAUUGCCUCAUCUUCCUAUUAAAAUGCCUGUUGCAACUUAUCAUGUCUCGUCUACUGGAACGUCGGUGAGCUCUGGUGGUGCCAUUGCAACGUUUUCAAGUGCUCAAGUUGGUCGUUGAGGAGAUCUAUGUCGUGUGUGUGUGUGUUAUAUUUUAGUGAUUUUGCGUCUGUGUAACCGAUAGUACUUGUUUCUGUUACUCUUUGCUUGUGAAAGAAGUUUCUACAAUUGAAGCUGACUA